Messenger RNA from Penicillium arizonense, 702 nucleotides. RefSeq names its product riboflavin synthase. Gene Ontology annotation, molecular function: riboflavin synthase activity. Gene Ontology annotation, biological process: riboflavin biosynthetic process. The coding region runs from base 1 to 702 and encodes 233 amino acids. The record is from RefSeq and is a predicted model, not a curated record. The transcript is spliced from 3 exons. Lineage: Eukaryota; Fungi; Ascomycota; Eurotiomycetes; Eurotiales; Aspergillaceae.
AUGUUCACAGGUCUCGUUGAAACAAUUGGCACCGUCACGGCCCUAGAGCCCCUCGAUACCUCGUCGAGCGGGGGUGGGGGUACGUCGCUCACCAUCUCCGACUGUGAGGAGAUCCUCUCCGACGCGCACCUGGGCGAUAGCAUUGCCGUGAAUGGAACAUGUCUCACGGUGACAGCAUUCGACAAAACCUGGUUCAAAGUCGGCGUUGCGCCAGAGACGCUGCGCCGCACGAACCUGGGCUCAUUGGAGAAGAACUCCUACGUGAACCUUGAGCGAGCCGUCUCGGCCGAUACCAGGAUGGGUGGACACUUCGUACAGGGCCAUGUCGACACCGUUGCGGAAGUCCUCUCUGUGACGCCAGAUGGAAACUCGUUGGUGUUCCGGCUGCAGCCGCGGGACCGUGAUAUCCUGCGGUACGUCGUUGAGAAGGGUUAUGUCACCCUUGACGGUGCUAGCUUAACCGUUACCAAGGUUGUCGAUGGGCAGGAUGGAUACUGGGAAGUUAUGCUUAUUGCCUACACGCAGGAGAAGGUGGUUACUGCGUCGAAGAAGGCAGGUGACCUUGUCAAUGUUGAGAUUGAUAUUGUCGGCAAGUACGUCGAGAAGAGUGUGCAGGGAUACUUUGCUGGCACGGCCAGUGGGGAUUUCGCUAUUCUGGAGAAGAUGGUUUCUCGCAUUGUUGAUGAGAAGCUGAAGAAAUAG